AUGAACAACAUCAAACGGAUUAUUAAUUGUCUCUUUCAGCUGUUUGUGUUUACAGAUGGGGAAGUAGGAAAUACCAAAGCUGUUGUUGACCUGGUUAAGAGACAUGCUCACUCUCACAGGUGCUUCACCUUUGGCAUUGGGGAGGGGGCCAGCAGUGCACUGGUGAAUGGCAUGGCUGAGGGAGGCUCUGGACACCCACAGUUCAUCACUGGAUCGGAGAGAAUGCAGCCCAAGGUUAUGCAGUCUCUUCAGUUUGCCUUGCAUCCUGUGGCAAAAGACAUUGCAAUAAAGUGGAAUGUUGCAGCUGGGAUGACUGUAAAUCCACUUUCACCUCCUGUUAACAUGCUCUUCAACCUUCAGAGAGUCAUACAAUACUUCCAGCUAACAGAACAGAAUGCUAGUAAUAUCUCAGGCUCAGUGAGUCUCCAUUACACUGUGGAAGAUAAAGCUUUGGAGAACAAACUCGGCUUUAGUAUGAAGCCUAAGACUGAUGGCAGCAUGCUGCUGCACAGACUGGGGGCCCGAAAAGCCAUUGUGGACCUGGAAGGGAAGGUGAGAGAGGGAGAUGACAAGAGUGCGAAAGAGAGAGCAGUAGAGCUGAGCAUCCAGUCAGGAGUGAGCUCCUCCUACACUGCGUUCAUUGGAGUCAACAGGGACAACAAGGAGCCGGUCCAGGGGCCCCUACUGCGCAGAAACAUACCUGUUUGUCAGCCUAUGAUGCUCAAGAGGUGUAAAGUUCAACGUGGGAUGUUAUGUUCGGCUGUGCUUUUCGAUAAAAAGUGCAGGAAACCUGCGCCUCAAGCCUUGAGAUGCAUGAACUCUCCAAGGCCUCCAUUCAUGCAACAGGAAGAUUUCGGUAGAGUCGAGUAUCAGUCUGCAAGAUCCGUAGGCUUUAAGGUAAGAAGCAUACGUUUUUAA
Messenger RNA from Scleropages formosus (Asian bonytongue), 918 nucleotides. Its product is annotated as von Willebrand factor A domain-containing protein 5A-like. The record is from RefSeq and is a predicted model, not a curated record. The coding region runs from base 1 to 918 and encodes 305 amino acids. NCBI's taxonomy places the organism in Eukaryota, Metazoa, Chordata, Actinopteri, Osteoglossiformes, Osteoglossidae. The transcript has 9 exons.